GCAUCCGUUUCUGUUCGUGUGUUCAUGUGUAUAGAUUGUCUAUACAGACCGUCGGACAACAGGACAGGCGGCGGCGGCGGCCCGCGAGACUAUUACUACGCAGGACCCAAACGACGUACUUCGUAGCUGCGACCAAUGCAGCGCGGGCGAUAACGACCUCAAUGCAGCGCGGGUGAUAACAACCUCAAUGCAACUAUUACGAGAACUUCGCUUUUCGAGUCUCAUCUUCACAACUAGUUUCUUUUUUCAUUUAAGGCUUCAUUCCCACCUGCGAACCCCCACACUCGCUGUCUAUUAACCCGACUGUAGCAUUGGCGACACGAUGCGCUCCUGGUUCUUUCUGUUCGCCCUUUGCUGUGUGCCAGUGUUCGCAGUACCCGCGGCCCGCGACAAUCAUGUCGUCCACGAACGCCGCGCCGCAGAGCCCAACGAAGACUGGACGCGCACACGCAGGCUGGAAACCAACCGUAUCCUACCUCUGCGCAUCGGACUAGCCCAGAGCAAUCUACACAAACUGGAAGAACUCUUGAUGGACGUCUCCCACCCUCACUCUCCUUCGUACGGCAAACACUGGUCGCCCAUAGACGUUGUGGAUUACUUCGCGCCGAGCAACGAGACGAUAUCUGCGGUCAAGAACUGGCUGACGAGCUCGGGAUUCGAGGACGAGCGUCUGAAAUUGUCGCCUAGCAAGAGUUGGGUCACAGUCGAUGCGAGCGUUGCCGAAAUCGAAGAACUACUCAAGACCGAGUAUCAUGUCUACACGCACUCUUCUGGAAUGGAACAGAUCGGAUGUCGUUCUUACUCCGUCCCAAUUCAUGUUCGCGAGCACGUCGAUCUCAUCAAGCCAACAGUACACUUCACUCAGCAUCUCCCACGGGAGUCUGUAACACGCAAACGUGCCAAUUCAAGGCUGGGGAUGCCUUCGACAAGUACGGGCCCCAAGACGAACGGCGCUAAAGUCACUAUCACGCCAGCGUUGGAGAACUGUGACGAGCUGAUCACGCCCGACUGCUUGAGAGCCCUUUACUCCGUCGAUUAUACCCCUGUGGCCACUGCGAAGAACAGUUAUGGCAUCGUUGAAUUCACCCCUCAAGCCUUCUUGGCCGGUGAUCUGGAUUUAUUCUUUGCCAACUUUUCCCCGAGUCAAGUCGGAGUGAGGCCGACGCUGAUUUCCAUCGAUGGGGGAGUCGCCCAGACGACAGAUCAGAGCUUCGACUUCAACGGAGAGAGCGACCUUGAUCUGCAAUAUGCCAUGUCUCUGACGAACCCACAGCCUAUCACAUUAUUACAGACGGGAGAUCUGGUGGAAGGUGCAUCUUUCAACAACUGGCUGGAUGCCGUCGAUGGGUCAUUUUGCACAUUUGAGGGUGGAGAUGAUCCUACACAGGAUGGUAUCUACCCGGAUCGACUGCGCGGUGGCUUCAAAGGGCCUGAAUCCUGUGGGAUAAUUGCACCUCCCAAUGUGGUGUCUGUGUCGUAUGGUCAGGACGAAGCAAGCGUCACUGCGGCCUACGCAAACCGUCAGUGUACCGAGUACGGAAAGCUCGGUAUGAUGGGUACAACAGUGCUCUACAGUUCCGGGGACGACGGCGUCGCUGGAAACAGCGGCCUCUGUCUCAAUGCUGCAGGUAAAGCAACGGAAAAUGGAAAAAGAUUCAAUCCGGGCUUCCCGGUCACCUGUCCCUUCAUAACGGCGGUCGGUGCUACGCAGGUGAAUCCGGGCGCGACCGUAAACGACCCGGAGAGCGCCUGCGAGCAGGUUAUUUUCAGCGGGGGAGGCUUCAGCAAUAUCUUCCCCAUGCCGUCGUACCAGGCUGCCGCGGUGACAAGCUUUUUCUCGAAUACACCUCCCCCUUUCACAUCUGCGCAAUUUAACAAUAGCAAGAAUGUACGGGGAUUCCCUGAUCUGUCUGCGAACGGCGCCAACUACGUGAUAGGCAUCGAUGGGGAGUUCGAACUCGUCUUCGGAACGUCGGCGUCUUCUCCCGUAGUUGGAUCGUUGAUCACUCUCAUCAAUGAUGCGCGGAUCGCUGCAGGAAAAGGCCCAGUCGGCUUCAUUAACCCUGCGAUAUACUCCGACAGUUUCGCGAGUGGUUUCAACGAUAUCACCACAGGCGGUAACCAAGGCUGUGGCACUCCUGGGUUCAAUUCCACCCUUGGAUGGGACCCUGUCACUGGCGUUGGCACACCCAACCUCACGGCGCUCAUGCCGCUUUUCAUGGCACUACCAUGAACAUCUGUUGCGAGUCAUAAUAAGGUCAAUGUGCAUUCCCCUUAGGACUGAGAGUCACCCGUGUACAUUCUGUAUUCUGGGUCCUUUGAUAUAUAAAUUCAAGUGUAGAGGAUCUUAUGAUCAAUG
Messenger RNA from Heterobasidion irregulare TC 32-1, 2359 nucleotides. RefSeq names its product serine protease S53. NCBI's taxonomy places the organism in Eukaryota, Fungi, Basidiomycota, Agaricomycetes, Russulales, Bondarzewiaceae. Gene Ontology annotation, molecular function: serine-type endopeptidase activity; tripeptidyl-peptidase activity. The transcript has 17 exons. Gene Ontology annotation, biological process: proteolysis. The record is from RefSeq and is a predicted model, not a curated record. The coding region runs from base 323 to 2233 and encodes 636 amino acids.